Molecule: messenger RNA, 1791 nt
Organism: Polistes dominula (European paper wasp)
Lineage: Eukaryota; Metazoa; Arthropoda; Insecta; Hymenoptera; Vespidae
Product: G2/mitotic-specific cyclin-B
Biological process (GO): mitotic cell cycle phase transition
Molecular function (GO): cyclin-dependent protein serine/threonine kinase regulator activity
Source: RefSeq, a predicted model, not a curated record
GUUAUUUUUCGCGCCAUUUGUAUAUCAGUGCAUUGCCACCUACGGGGGGGUUAACUUCCGGUUUAGCAGCUAAACAAAUUCAAACCGCUGAGGUCGUUAUAUUAAACGAGAGGUGAACGUUGUUUGGCAAGCAUCUAAAAGAAAAAGACUAUCCUAAGGGAAUUAUAUUUUUUAUAUUAAUAAAGAUUAUAUUUUAUCGUAGUUGACGAUGGCGCUAAGAAAUCGACAAGUGCUUAUGAAUGUUAAUAAAGAAAAUGUUGCAAAUUCAAAAUCAUCUAUUGCUGCAAAGACAAUAACAACCAAGAGAUCUGUAUUUGGAGAUUUAGGAAAUAAAGUAAAUACACAGAGAGGUGUUGAACCAAUUGGUCGAAGUAGUUUGUUGAAGGAAAAUAAACAAAUCAUUUCUAAAAAAAAUGACGCUACUACUAAGCAUGCUGUUGUUGGUGGUAAAACUUUAGAUAAAAUUCAUGAAAAACCAAUUAAUAAAUUACAAGAUAAAACUGCCAAGAUACAAGAUAAUAAAUUACAAAUGCAAAUAAAUAAACCGUCAAUUAAAAAUGAAGCAACCAUAGAAAUCAAUCAAUUAUCAUUAGUUCCAACGAUACCUAUUAAAAAGGAAAAAGAAUCAUUAACGUCUGAUCAUAUAAUCAUUAAAAAGGAAAAAGAAUCAUUUUCGUCUGAUCUUAUAACCAUUGAAAAUAUUGAUGAAACUGAUAAAGAAAAUCCGAUUUUAGUUUCUGCAUAUUGCAACGAUAUAUAUGAAUAUUUAAGAACUUUAGAACAAAAGUUUCCCAUUAAAAAAGAUUAUUUAACUGGUCAAGAAGUAACACCCAAAAUGAGAAGUGUUCUUAUAGAUUGGCUCGUCGAAGUACAUCAACAAUUUCAUCUUAUGCAAGAAACUUUAUAUCUAACUAUAUCUAUUAUCGAUAGAUUUCUACAGUCAAAUAAAACGAUAGAUAGAAAAAGAUUACAACUAGUUGGUGUAACAGCCAUGUUUAUAGCUAGUAAAUAUGAAGAAAUGUAUUCACCAGACGUUAGUGAUUUUGUAUAUAUAACAGAUAAUGCAUAUACAAAAUUAGAAAUCUUAAAAAUGGAACUGGUGAUUAUAACAACUCUUGAUUAUUCAUUUGGACGACCAUUACCACUUCAUUUUUUAAGAAGAUAUAGUAAAGCUGGAAAGGCACUUCCUAUCCAUCAUACCAUGGCUAAAUAUUUUUUGGAACAGUGUUUAGUACAUUAUGAAAUGUGCCAUUAUUCACCAAGUUUGAUAGCAGCAGGUGCCAUAUAUUUAGCAUUUCUAAUUUUCGAUAAUAACGAUGAAAAUGAAAAUAAGAACAUUUGGACGAACACUUUAGAAUAUUAUAGCACUUAUACUAAAGAGGAUAUAUUACCAGUCGUAAGGGAUAUUGCUGUGAUUAUAAAUGAAGCAGACAAAAGCAAAUUUCAAGCUGUUAGAAAGAAAUAUGUUAAUGCGAAAUAUAUGAAAAUUAGUGUUCGUCCAGAACUUAAAUCGCCCAUCAUAGUUUCUUUGGCACAAAAAGAAAGGCAAACUUAAUUAUUUUCGUAUAUAUAUAUAUAUAAUACAAAUAUAUUUUUUUUCAUUUUAUAUAAAAUAAUAAUAAUAAUAAUAAUAAUAAUAAUGUGAUCAAUUAUCAUCAUUAUCAUCAUUAUCAUCAUCAUUGGCAACAACACCCCAACAUCGGCAAACAAUCCAACAACUCUAAACAAAAAAAAAUGAAAAUGAAAAUGAAAAUGUAAGAACAAAAUUCUACGUCCAUUAUUAUUAUUCAA